AUGGACUCCAAAACGUCCCCGCAGGACGAUGUCGUCGCCGCCGCCGCCGACCGCCACUCGGUCGACGCUGGCGACCACCACGCCGCCAAGCUCGCCAGUACCUUUGUUCAAAACGCCAAAUCCGCCUCGGACAAGGAGCACGCCAUGACGCUGGCCCAGGGCAUCAAGCUGUACCCCAAGGCCAUCGCCUGGAGUGUCCUCAUCUCCACCUGCAUCGCCAUGGAGGGCUACGACAUCAGCCUCGUCAGCAACUUCUACGCCUUUCCCCAGUUCAACCAAAAAUACGGCGCCCUCACCGCCGACGGCUCGUACCAGAUCUCGGCCCCUUGGCAGGCCGGCCUCAGCAACGGCGCCAUGGUCGGCGAGAUCAUCGGCCUCUUCAUCAACGGAUGGGUCUCGGAACGCUUCGGCUACAGGUGGACCGUCAUCGUCUGCCUCGGCCUGGUCGCCGCCUUCACCACGAUCUUUUUCACCGCCCAGAACGUCCAGACCCUGCUUGCCGCCAGCAUCCUGUGCGGCAUCCCCUGGGGCGUCUUCCAGACCCUGUGCAUCACCUACGCCUCCGAGGUCUGCCCAGUCGCCUUGCGUGGCUACCUGACCACCUACGUCAACUUUUGCUGGGGCCUCGGUCAGGAGAUUGGGAUUGCCGUCAUUAUCUCGAUGCUCGACCGCAACGACGAGUGGGCGUACCGCAUUCCCUAUGCGUUGCAGUGGAUGUGGCCGGUGCCGCUGGCCAUCGGCAUCUACUUCGCGCCCGAGUCACCCUGGUGGCUGGUGCGCAAGGGCAAGAUCGACGAGGCCAAGAAGUCGCUGCUGCGCCUGACGAGCAAGGGUAGAGAGUCCAACUUUGACGCCGACGAGACGGUCGCCAUGAUGGUGCACACCAACGCACUCGAGGAAAAGAUCACUGAGGGCGCCUCUUAUCUUGACUGCUUCAAGGGCGUAGACCUGCGCCGCACCGAGGUCGUGUGCAUGGUCUGGGCCAUUCAGAACCUUAGUGGCAACUCCUUUUCCAACUACUCUACGUACUUCCUCAAGCAAGCCGGUCUCUCGACGAGAAACUCGUACAAUUUCGCCCUUGGACAAUACGCCAUCAACAUGGUCGGUGUCUUUGGCGCCUGGUUCCUCAUGUCGUGGGGCAUCGGCCGCCGCACGCUGUACCUCUACGGUCUCACCGGCCUGUGCAGCAUGCUCAUGAUUCUCGGCUUCCUGGGCCUCGUUCCCGAGGAGAACCGCGACAAGGGCGCGCUGGCGACGGGCAGCAUCAUGAUGGUCUGGGCUCUCUUCUACCAGCUCACGGUCGGUACCGUGGCCUACUCGCUCGUCAGCGAGCUGCCGUCGCGUCGUCUGCAGAUCAAGACGGUUGUCCUGGGACGCAACCUAUACAACAUCGUCGGCAUCAUAAACAACGUCCUGAGCCCUUAUAUGCUGAACCCCACGGCGUGGAACUGGCAAAACUACACAGGCUUCUUCUGGGGCGGCAUCUGCUUUCUUUGCCUCGUCUACACGUACUUCCGGGUGCCGGAGCCGCGCGGCCGCACCUAUGCCGAGCUGGACAAGCUAUUUGAGCAGGAGAUCAGCGCCCGCAAAUUUGAGGGCACAAAGGUCGACGUGUUCGAGGACGAGGUCGAUGAGAAGGCGAUGAAUAACUACCAUCAGCAGAUCCGCGUCUCGCACUCGGAGAAGGACGUACGGGUGUGA
This is a messenger RNA of Colletotrichum higginsianum IMI 349063, 1701 nucleotides long. Its product is annotated as Sugar porter family MFS transporter. Gene Ontology annotation, cellular component: membrane. Gene Ontology annotation, biological process: carbohydrate transport; transmembrane transport. The transcript is spliced from 3 exons. Bases 1 to 1701 code for a protein of 566 amino acids. NCBI's taxonomy places the organism in Eukaryota, Fungi, Ascomycota, Sordariomycetes, Glomerellales, Glomerellaceae. Gene Ontology annotation, molecular function: carbohydrate:proton symporter activity. The record is from RefSeq and is a predicted model, not a curated record.